Messenger RNA from Megalobrama amblycephala (Wuchang bream), 3622 nucleotides. RefSeq names its product neurotensin receptor 1 (high affinity) (gene ntsr1). NCBI's taxonomy places the organism in Eukaryota, Metazoa, Chordata, Actinopteri, Cypriniformes, Xenocyprididae. The transcript has 4 exons. Gene Ontology annotation, cellular component: plasma membrane. The record is from RefSeq and is a predicted model, not a curated record. Gene Ontology annotation, biological process: neuropeptide signaling pathway. Bases 632 to 1837 code for a protein of 401 amino acids. Gene Ontology annotation, molecular function: G protein-coupled neurotensin receptor activity.
AUGAAUUAAUGCAUAUUAGUGCACCCCUGUUACCAAAAUAAUUUCAAUAAUAAACUCAUAAUUUUCAAACUCAGUUCAACAUUUAAUUUCCUUACAGUAUAUUUCUUUUUAAAUAGAUAUAAUAAGCUAUAAUGUGUGGGGAACUGGUCACUAUCACAGAAUAAAGUAGUAAAGUAUAAAAAAAAAAUGACCACCAGCAGUGAUGAGUACAGAAUAUUGCAUUUUUUGACUAUUUAUAAUUCAGUUACUGAUGAAGAAAACACUGAAAACUCGUAAAGCGGAGUAGAAAUCACAGGAAUUAUUGUUGCAAGUUGGUUUAUGCUUGAAUUCAGGACAUUUCAAUAAAGCACUCAGAACUGAGACUCUUAUAUGUUCAAGGUAGCUCAGCCUCACAGUAAAAAUACACCAAUGGCUACAUGGCACUGCGUCAUUGCUCAAGGUUUGCGCUCGCACGCCUCCUCAUCAUAUAAAAGCGUCUGGGCGUCUCGCGUUCACAGACCUGAGAGAGCAAGUUCAGAGCAGUGGCCAGUAUUUCACUAGCUUUCACCAAAUGUACAAAUGUGAAACACUUUACAAGGAACGCGCUAUUAAUUUGUCAUUCGUUAUUAUGUGUUGAUAUUUGACGACUACCAUGGAGGUUAAUACUACGCUAUCAGGGCGCAACUUCAUAGACUUGCGCAUCUUAACGCAGAAACUUCUCUCUUCGGCGAACCGGUCCCAGCAGAUCCUGGACAAUGAAACGGAGCUCGUCUCCGAAGAGGAUUUGGACGUGAAUACAGACAUCUAUUCUAAAGUUCUCGUCACUGUGAUUUAUGUGCUGUUGUUUGUAAUUGGGUGUUUGGGGAACUCGAUUACCCUGUACACACUUCUCACGAAAAAAUCUCUUCAAAACCUCCAGAGUACGGUGCACUAUCACCUGGCGAGUCUGGCCAUAUCCGACCUGCUCAUCUUGAUCCUCUGCAUGCCCAUCGAGUUAUACAACUUCAUCUGGGUUCAUCACCCGUGGGCUUUUGGGGAGGCUGUUUGUAAAGGGUACUACUUUCUGCGGGACGGCUGCUCGUAUGCCACGGCGUUCAAUAUCGCCAGCCUGAGCGUGGAGCGCUUCAUGGCCAUCUGCCACCCGUUCAAGGCGAAGAGCAUCAUGUCGCGGAGCCGCACCAAGAAACUCAUCAGCGCCAUGUGGGUCGCGUCUUUUCUCCUGGCCACUCCGAUGCUUUUCACCAUGGGACAGCGACUGACGCAGGAUGAAUUCAUAUGCACCACCAUCGUGUCCUCGAUAACUGCUAAAACCGUUCUACAGGUGAAUGCCUUUCUGUCCUUUGUGGUUCCCAUGGCACUGAUCUCUGCAUUAAAUGGAGUCAUAGCCAGUCAGCUGCUGCGCAUGUUUCGGGAGUCUGCCCAGGACAAUCGCAUCUGUAUCAUCGGAGGCAAUGCUACUAUGCUUAGCGUCGCUGUUGAACCCAACCGUGCCCAAUCAAUGCGCCAUGGAGUCAUGGUGCUGCGUGCCGUGGUCAUUGCUUUUGUGGUGUGCUGGUUGCCGUACCAUGCUCGAAGACUAAUGUACUGCUAUGUCACUGAAUGGACACAUGCUCUCUUCGAUUUCUACCACUACUUCUACAUGGUCACCAACGUGCUCUUCUACGUCAGCUCGGCCAUCAACCCCAUUCUCUACAACCUCGUCUCUGCAAACUACCGCCAAAUUUUUUUUUCCACGCUUCGCUACCUAAUCCUGCCGUGCCGCCAUAAUAAGCAGAAGCGCGUUCUUACCAGACACUCUAUCAGCAUCUGCAGCAACCAGACCUUCUCCACCAAUGUCAUCAAAGAAACCAUUUACUGAACACUGUCAAGAUUCAGUCAUUCCAUUCCUCUAUUUCACCCAGCCAAGGAGAAACCACUGAAGCGAAGCAUGUUUUCAUAUUGAGUUAUUAUUACAAGAAUUUAUUAUAUUCGUGCUACUGAAUUGCCAUAUGGAGCUUUUGUGCAUUGCAGAACUGGCACCAGAGACACUUACUGUUUAUGGGAGGAAAUGUAGCACAAAAUAUACACCAAAAACGAUGAAUAAUGAGCCAAAACAGUGUAAAUACAAAUGCACACACACACAUGCACACACAUACAUACACACACACACAUUAUAUAUAUAUUAUAUAUAUAUAAUAUAUUCAAAAUAUGAAAUAUAACGAUGUUGUGCAGCUAAAUGAGUGAAAAGAGAAAAAAAAUAUUAUGAAGGGAACAGACUGCAGACAGUUGCUGUUGUGUACACAGAGUCUUUAUAUCCAUCUGAUGUAAUUUACCAACACUGGAAUAACUGAACACAAGGACAUACACCACUUUGAAUUUUAUUUUAUUCACUGGCACUCAACAGGGAUAUUCAAAGUGGAGGCUGCUACAUUGUCAAAGAAGUGACUCUUGCUCGCAACACACCGAGACAUUGUCACCAUCCCGUAGCCUUAGCAACAGUCUACGUACAAAGAAAGCAGUGCUCUUGUGUGAAAACCGAAGAAGAAUGCUCUAUACCACAGGAUGACGGGUAUAAUUGAUUCUCUCAUUCUAAAGUAGCUUCACUGCCUUGAUCUGCAGUUUGCAAAGAGAGAGAGAGAGAGAGAGAGAGAGAGAGGAGAGUCUUCAAUGACAGAAUAUGCAACAUGGGCUAAUUGGAAAAACGUGUUAAAGCGUACCUAUACAUACAAUUCACUGCAGUUUCCAGCAGAAAUGAACACUGGUAGCAGUAAAACACCAAUAACCUUUAUUCCUUUUUACACAAAUUAUUGUUACAAGGCCAGAUUGUCAAUUAAUAAAGACUUUAUGUUUAGUUCCUUGCACAAUACUAUGUUAUAACCUCAAAAAACUAAUACAUCUUUACAUUUCAUCACAUAAUAUAUGUAUGGCUUUUCUGCCAUAGCAAAAUUGCCCUGUAGCUCACCUGGUACAGCACUGCACUUGCAAUGUGACCACAAGUCAUGAUAAAAGAGCUCAAAGUCUCGAAAAAGCAAACUAAAAUGGCAUGUAUGUUUCAGCAAAAUCAUUUUUUGUCUCAUAUUUGCUUUUGUUAAGUUCAGUGUUGUGUUGUCUUGGUACCCAAAUUUCAGUAGUCGGUACAAAUGACAGAAAAAUUUCAUGGUUUUUGAUACCAGUUUCGGUACCAUAGCAAAAACCAACCCGGUCUCAUAGGAAAGAUGUACCUGUGGGAAAAUUUCCGCAAGUAACCAAAAUAUGUACCAAUGCGUACGUAUCACUGCAGUUUCCAACAGAAACGAACACUAGAGGCAGUAAAACGGCAAGCGCUUUUGAUCGUUUUCAUACAGCUGCGAUUACAGGGUCAGAUUAUGGAUUAAUAAAGACUCGUUUUUACGUCUCCUUGCACAAUAUUAUGUUAUGACUUCAAAACGCUUUUUGACUAAAGUGCACGAUUUGUAAACUAAUAUAUUUUGGACUUUGCAUCGCUUAACCAGCUCCAUAUGUUUUUCGCUUUUCUGACAUAACAAGCUUGUUCGGUAGCUCAGCUGAUACAGAGUUGUACUUAAAGGGUUAGUUCACCCAAAAAUGAAAAUGAUGUCAUUAAUUACUCACCCUCAUGUCAUUACACACCCGUAAGACCUCAGUUCAUCUUCAGAACACAGUUUAA